UCUUCUACUACAUUUGCCUGCUCGGUUCUACUCGCAGCCCCCCUCACACGGCACAGAUAAGUAAAGCUUUCAUUUUCCUGCUCUUGUUAUCCAUUUCCUUCACUUGUAAGUCACUGGUCCUUUCCCUCCAGAGAAGAACUAGAGCAGCUUCUAUGGGUUUUCCAUUCUUCCACCUUCUUCUGUUUCUCAUCUUCAACCCUUUUCUUCCUCCUCCUGUUUCUGGCCUCAAUGUCGAAGGCUUCUCGCUCCUUACCUUCAAGGGAUCCAUUACACAGGACCCUGAAGGCUCCAUGGCUAACUGGAACUCUUUUUCUCAGGACCCUUGUUCCUGGAAUGGUGUGACAUGUAAGGCUGGACAAGUUUUCUCCUUGAGCAUUCCUAAGAAGAAGCUUGUAGGUUCUAUCCAUCCUUCUCUAGGCUCUCUUCAAUCUCUAAGACACAUCAAUUUAAGGAAUAACAGGCUCUUUGGAUUUCUGCCACCGGAGAUUUUCUCUGCUGGGAAACUUCAAAGCUUGGUCCUUUUAGGUAAUUCCUUAACUGGGUCUCUUCCUUCUGAGAUUGGCGCUUCGUCUUACUUACAAGUUUUAGACCUUUCCCAUAAUUCUUUCUUCGGUUCCCUGCCUAAUUCAUUGUCCAACUGCACAAGGUUAAAGAUUCUUGAUUUGAAUAAUAACAAUUUUACGAAUUUUCUCCCCAUUGGCUUUGGAAGCAGUCUGCUUGCUCUUGAAAAGCUAGACCUUUCUUAUAAUAAAUUCAAUGGCUCCAUACCUGCUGACAUCGGGAAUCUCUCAAACCUCCAAGGAACUGCUGAUUUCUCCCAUAAUCUGUUUUCUGGGCUGAUUCCAGAGAGCCUCGGCCAUCUUCCUGAGAAGGUUUAUAUAGAUCUGACAUACAACAAUCUAAGCGGCCCAAUACCACAGAAUGGCGCUUUAGAGAAUAGAGGACCAACUGCCUUUAUUGGAAAUCCCGGCCUGUGUGGCCCUCCUUUGAAGAACCCAUGCUCCUCUUCUGAUCCUUUUCUUCCCAAGGAAAUCACUACUUCUCCUCCCAACCAAAUGGGCUAUAACUCAAUCAAAAAUGGCGAUAGAAGAAGUAGGCUGUCCUUCAGCCAAACAGCUGCAUUAGUUGUGAGCGAUGUGGUUGGGAUUUGUUUGAUUGCGCUGGUGUUCUUCUACUGUUAUUGGAGGGCGAUGGCUUCAAAAAAGAAUCAAAGUUCUGCCAUUUCUGACAAAGAAGUUUCAAAGACGAAGAAGGAAUGCAUUUGCUUUAGCAAGGAUGAAUCCGACACAAUAUCUGAGAAUGUAGAGCUUCUCGAUCUCGUGUCAUUGGAUCCUCAAAUGAGUUUAAGAUUGGACGAGCUCUUAAAAGCUUCGGCCUUUGUGCUCGGCAAGAGUGGGAUUGGAAUUGUGUACAAGGUUGCAUUAGAUGAUGGCUUAAUUCUAGCCGUUAGAAGAUUGGGAGAUGGAGGUUUGCAGAGGUUUGGUGAGUUUAAGGCUGAAAUAGAAGCUAUUGGGAAGGUGAAGCAUCCUAAUAUUAUUGGUUUGAGAGCCUAUUAUUGGUCGGUAGAGGAGAAAUUGCUUGUUUAUGAUUAUAUACCGAAUGGCAAGCUUUCUUCGGCAAUUCACGGCAUGUCCUCAAGCUUUAGUUUUUAUUAUCCUGAUUGCCCUGGGCCUUCCCAGCCACUCACCUGGGAAAUAAGGCUAAAAAUCAUUAAAGGAAUAGCCAAGGCCUUGUCCUUCCUCCAUGAAUUUAGUCCAAAGAAGUUCAUACAUGGAAACCUCAGAACAAACAACAUACUUCUCGGUCAAAACAUGGAACCGUACAUCUCCGACUUCGGACUCAGCCGCCUCACAAUCCCCUCUGGUUCAUUCCCAUUAGCCCAACAAGAUAGAAUCACAGCAAAGAAGCAUAAAAAACAUAAAUUUGAAAUCUCUGCAAGCUCUGCCGCAUCAUGCUACCAAGCUCCUGAGGGUCUGAAAACCAUAAAACAAUCUCAGAAAUGGGAUGUUUACUCUUAUGGUGUCAUAUUGCUUGAACUGAUUUCUGGUAGAUCUCCAGUCGUUCUGCUGGAGACAUCAGAGAUGGAUUUAGUGCAGUGGGUUCAGUUCUGCAUUGAAGAAAAAAAGCCGCUUUGUGACAUACUGGAUCCUUUCCUGGCUCGCGAGCCUAUGAGAUUGUAUUUAUGUUUUGUAAUCUUCAAUUGA
Phalaenopsis equestris is the source of this 2204-nucleotide messenger RNA. Its product is annotated as receptor protein kinase-like protein ZAR1. The record is from RefSeq and is a predicted model, not a curated record. The transcript has 2 exons. The coding region runs from base 153 to 2204 and encodes 683 amino acids. Gene Ontology annotation, biological process: protein phosphorylation. Lineage: Eukaryota; Viridiplantae; Streptophyta; Magnoliopsida; Asparagales; Orchidaceae. Gene Ontology annotation, molecular function: receptor serine/threonine kinase binding; ATP binding; protein kinase activity.